AAUAAUAGUCAAUAUGGAAACCUCCAGUAAUCAGAGUUGUUUUCCUGAUGAAAAUGUCAGUGCAAGUACAUCUCAGAGUACCACUGGGUCGUGUAACAUGUGUCUCAAUGCAGAGGCAAAGUACACCUGUCCACGGUGCUGCGUGCGCUACUGCUCAAUCACAUGUUAUAAAGAUAAGAAGCACGAGUCUUGUUCAGAGCAGUUUUACAAAGAUUGUUGUAUGCAAGAGCUGAACCAGUUUAAAGUAAGUCCUGAUAAUAAAUCAAAGAUGGUAGAUAUCCUCAAACGGCUUCAUGAAGAGGAAAAAGAAGCAGGAGAUUUUGAGUCAGCUAAUGAGCAGCCAGAUAUUGAGGACAGGUUAGCAGGGCUCAACUUGGACACAGAUUCUGAUGAAAUCUGGAAUAGGCUGACCCCAGAGGAAAGGAACGAGUUUGAAAGUCUUGUAAAUGCUUCCAAAUUGGAGAGACUUGUCGAGAUUUGGGAACCCUGGUGGAACAAGCAGGACCAAACCCUAAUACAAGAUGUUGAAAAAAAUGUUUUGGAAGAAUUGCUCGAGAGGUGCCCCGAGAUUCCUAAAACCAUUCCAAAAAUUGGACAACUUCUUCGGAUGAAACCAUCACAGUUGCUUGGGAAUAACAUCGUUGCCACCCUGUAUGCAUAUGCAUACAUUGCCAGACUAUACAAUGGUGACUACAUCUCUUUAGCGGUGCAAGCUGCUGAAACCAUGUUGAAUCUGUGCAAAGUCCUGUCAAGUGGUUACAACUAUAGUACUGUCAGUGAAGCACUUAUUGCAAGUGUGGAUUCCAGUUCUCAGAGUGCCAGGCUUAACAGUCGGGAAUAUUCCACAGCAAUUGUUCUUGAUGUAUGUAGAAUUAUGGAAGGACCUAGCAAAGACAUGCCACUGCACUAUAUCAUAGCUUCACUCUCAGAGAUCCACAACCUUUUCACAAUUGCCAAGAAAUCGUUGAAAACGGCUAAAAUUCAGGGUGGCACAUCAGAAGAAAAUGCACUUUUAAAAAAGAAAUGUGGAGUUAUCUUGAAGAAGCUGGACUUCUACCUCAGCUGGGUCCAAGACUAUGGAUUAGAACUCCAGGGACUACUUCCAGAUAUCCAAAUUCAACAUAAAUUGAUGGAAGUGGAUAUGUUUGCAAUUCAGGAGCAGCAAAAGCAGGUCGAAAAGUGUAUGGCAGACUUAAAACCAGUAUGUGUAGAACAUAAACUUAUUGAAGAAUUGUGAGGUUCAUAUUUAAUAUCCAUUGAUUGUGUCGCAAAUAUAGAGGAACUCUUUGGGACACCUAUUAAAGUUAUCGAACUUAUCAAAGUAAUUGCUACCAUAUUAUCAAGAGCGUAUUAAGAAGAAGAGCGUACAUUGGUGAAAUGCUGAAACCAUGUUGCAGUAUUAGUUGAAUUAAGAAACUUUGCUUGUCUUAUUUUCCUUGCGGUAGUAUUGAUCAGCUGUCCUACAUUACUAAUAUAAAACAAACCGAUUGUCCCUACGAUGCUCCUACACUGAGAUAAUGAGCGAUGAAAAUUUGGUAUUUUUGCCGCAAACCGACUCGAGAUUCCUGUUGGCUGUGACCCUCUCUCGUGUUGUGGCCAGUAUGUUGCUUCCGGUCGCCGCUGUGUAGCGCCAUGGUAGCGCUGAGUCAUUACGUCAGUACU
Priapulus caudatus is the source of this 1662-nucleotide messenger RNA. Its product is annotated as zinc finger HIT domain-containing protein 2-like. The record is from RefSeq and is a predicted model, not a curated record. Lineage: Eukaryota; Metazoa; Priapulida; Priapulimorpha; Priapulimorphida; Priapulidae. The coding region runs from base 14 to 1237 and encodes 407 amino acids. The transcript is spliced from 9 exons.